ACUUUGAGCACAGCCCUUAAGCCCCAGAAGUGACAAGCUGCUGACAUUCCCACUCCACACCACCAGUGCCCUGCCAAAACCCCCCAGCCCCUUUCCCCCAGGGAGGAGCUUGCAUGGCAGUGCAGGUGGCCGUUCUGCCUUCUCCCCGGUGCCUCUUUGACGAGCCCAUCCAGAUCCGCGUGACGGGUCUCCGGCCGCAGCAGGCGGUCACGCUGCACGCCCGCUUGCUCGACGAGAGCGGGGAGCUCUUCCAAGCCCACGCGCACUACCGGGCCGGCAGCAGCGGAGAGCUGGACCUGGCUCGCGCCCCGGCCCUGGGCGGCAGCUAUUCCGGAGUGGAGCCCAUGGGGCUGCUGUGGUCUCUGCGGUCUGAAAAGCCCCAUAAGCGGCUGGCAAAGAGGAAUGUCCUGACCCCUUUCUGUGUGGACUUGGAAGUGUAUGAUGGCCAUGGGGACAUGAGCCGGUUGCUGGGAAAAUGCACCAAUGAGCGAAGGUUUCUAGGAGAGGGAGUGAAGAGGAUUUCAGUCAGAGAAGGUCGGCUUAAAGCAACUCUCUUCCUCCCUCCUGGAUCUGGUCCAUUCCCUGGGCUUAUUGAUCUGUAUGGAUCUGGAGGAGGUCUUGUGGAAUACAGAGCAAGUCUGCUGGCAAGCAGAGGUUUUGUGACCCUGGCUCUGGCUUACAUGGCCUUUGAAGAUCUCCCCACUAUGCCAGCAGUUCUUGAACUGAGUUAUUUUGAGGCAUCUGUAAACUUUUUGCGGAAGCAAAAACAGGUGAAAGAUACUGGGAUUGGCGUUUUGGGCUUGUCUAAAGGAGCUGAUCUAGCCCUUUCCAUGGCCACUUUUCUACCUGGCAUCAAGGCAGCGGUCAGCAUUUCUGGAAGUGGUUUUAAUUCUUUCAUUCCCCUGCAGGGUGAUGGUUUUACUAUUCCUCCCCACCCCUAUGAUCUGGGAAGGAUAAAGUAUGAGUCUGGCCUAGCAGAUUUUAGAGACAUUCUAGAGGAUCACAGGGACCCAGCAACUUGGGGUUGUCGCAUUCCCUUGGAGAAGUCCUCGGCUAAGUUCCUCUUCCUGUCAGGACUGGAUGACACAAACUGGAAAAGUGACCUCUAUUGCCAGGAUGCUGUUCAGCGCCUUCAGCAGCAUGGACGGGAAGCGGAGUUUUACUCCUACUCUGGAGCAGGACACCUCUUGGAGCCACCGCACUUCCCGCUGUGCCAGGCCUCCCUGCACAAAGUGCUUGGGAUGUUUGUGCAGUGGGGAGGGCAGUGGAGAGAGCAUGCCGAAGCCCAGCAAGAUGCUUGGCGUAGGAUUCAGGCCUUUUUCUGGCAGCACCUGAUGGACUUGGAGCUUCCCAAGAGCAAUCUGUAGCGGAAGAGCAUCAAAAAAUGCUGUCAGGAGUAGUAUUUCAGUUCCCAUUGUAAUAGGGUCUGAGUCUUGGAAACACAUGGAAAGUUCCCUAGCCUACUUUCUUCUAUACCACAUUAUAGCAUAGUCAUUUAUUUUUAUUCCAUAAAUAGUUUCUCACUUUUUAGUUGUGUUUUAGGUGUCUUCUGCCCCCAGUUGUGCCAUGGAUUAGCAUGGCACAUUGGAUCUGCCUGAGUGCCAUAGAUAUCUGAAAAAUACUCAAUAUCCUAUCCGGAAAACCUGUCUUCCUCUUUAGUAGCUGGAAAAACUCUCCUACAUGGAGUUUUCCAUUGGAUCUGCCAAGGUUAUACCGUUGGUUAAGCUAGAUGUAAGCAGUUGCUUCUUGGGACAAUACAUGGGUACGUUAUCUCACCUUUUCUUUUGGUAUAUCAUUUUCUCACAUCCCUGGGUAUCAGGGAUAUUACAGUAACUGAGUAAAGAGACACUCUUCUGACUCACUUGCAAGUGCAGCUGAUAAUAUUUAUUUUUUGAGUCAUACCUCAAAACUGAAGAGAAAUGAAGGCUACCCUGGUUGCAUUUAUGGCUGUACCAGGCUGCAGUUUCCACUCCCCUCCUCAAUAAAAGCCAUGUGUAUGGAUGUGUGCAAAGUUCAGCUGAAAUGCUGUGAAUGGAGCCCUCAGCGGCCUUUAUGUCUAUAAAUACACGGCUGACAACCUUGGGGUCACUUUACCUCCUGACAGCAAGAAGAGGGGUGCAGUUUGCCCCUGACCAGUGCAGUUUGCACUGUGCCCUGCACAGCGAUGAAGAUGGGAGUGAUAGUUGAAGCUCCGUUUGUCCUUGCUUUGGGGAGGAAGAAUAAAGCUGAAGAGUGAAGCAGUGGCCCCUCAAAGCGAGCGGCUCAGGUAAUGCAUCCACACAGAGCGCGGCCAUUCAGAAACGUCACCCUUUCCUGAGGAUGCUGGAGUCACUGCUCAGCUCCUGGUGUGAGCAGGUGGAGCGGGGAGGUCUCUCCUGCUCGGCCAUCCUGCUGCACCGUCUGGAUCUGCUCGUCACUUCUUUCUGUGAUUCCUGGUCGGCCCAGGUGUGUCUAUCUUCUGUACCGACCCUGCUGGUUCCUAAUGUUUAGUGAGUGGGUAGGACCUGGCAGAAGGGCAGUGUGUAGGAACAUGACAAAUCAAACGCAUUUAAGCAAUGUAAUUUG
This is a messenger RNA of Nothoprocta perdicaria, 2565 nucleotides long. Its product is annotated as acyl-coenzyme A thioesterase 1-like. The transcript is spliced from 3 exons. The record is from RefSeq and is a predicted model, not a curated record. The coding region runs from base 114 to 1367 and encodes 417 amino acids. Lineage: Eukaryota; Metazoa; Chordata; Aves; Tinamiformes; Tinamidae. Gene Ontology annotation, biological process: fatty acid metabolic process; acyl-CoA metabolic process. Gene Ontology annotation, molecular function: fatty acyl-CoA hydrolase activity.